AAAAGACCUGGGAAAACAAACAAACAAAAAUAAGACAAAUUAGGAAAGAUCCGGAAUAUUUUGAAGAGGAAAUUUCGGGAAACCCCCACAAUAAAAACUUCCGGAAAUCUGGGCAAAAUUUAGAUCGGCAAUAGGCAACUCCUCACGUAGUGCCAGUGUUGUCCUUCAACCGGGAACAAUGGGUCCGCUUUUCAAAGUGUUAACAACCAUCGUGUUGUUGGCUGUUGGCAGACAAGGCCAUGCAUUUGAAUUGAAAAAAAAUAAAGGAACUAUGUUUCCCGAUCAACCGGAACAAAUCGUCAACGCUACCACCAACAUCACAAUCACUUGCGUGUUUAUCCACAAUACCGAAAUUCACUGGACAUUACCCAAACUCCCUUCAGAUGUGGCGCUCCAAAUACGAAACAACCGUACAACUUUCACUCACUUUUCGAACGCAACUCACAUCGCCUCUACGCUGACGAUAACAAAUGCCAGGGUUACAGACACGGGGCUGUACAAGUGUUGCCUCAAACCGUUUCCUGAAGUUAACGUACAGCAGCACGUCUACGUUUACGACAGAAAGAAUCUUGUGUUCAACAGCGAUGGUGGUGACAAAUUUACUGUGAAGCAUGGACGAAGGGCUGAAAUUCCCUGCAAACCAACCCAUCCGGAUGUCCGUGUCACACUGAAACGCAACAACCUGCUUGCCGUCGAAAUUUUAUCCAAGGAAGAAGUACAAAAGGAUUUAUUAACUGUUCCAAAUACCAAAUGGGAAUUUGAUAAGCAUACGGGAUUAACGCUGAAUAAGGCCAAGUUAAGCGACUACGGGAGGUACGAUUGCCAUGGGACACUGGGAAAAACCACCUCGAAAAUAUCAUUCACUGUCGUUGUUACAGACGGAAUUGAAUUGACAAGGGACGGGGAUGAUGGUCCAGUGCUGGAAGGAAAUAACAUCACGUUAAUCUGCCGGGCUUACUUGUUUUCUUUACCACCCAAAUGGGCGUUUUAUAAAACGAAUAACGAUACCCACCCAAUCUACAUCGAUAAAACUAACCCCCAGCUCGACGGUAUGACAAUAAUGACGGAAAAUUCCACUCUGAAAGGAGAAUUUCAAAAAAUGUACAAGAGCUAUUUGAAAUUGAGGAAUGUGAACAAGAAUUCCCCAACAACAUUUCAGUGCAUGGAUGGAAACAUGAACGCUACUCGGACAUCGGUUGGAAGGGCACCGAUAUUGUCCUUCAAUGUUUCAGUGCCUCAGACGCCAUUUAUUGUCGACCCAAACAAUUCAACAAUUUUUCUGGUCAAGGACCAGCAGUCGAGUUUGAGGUGCGACGGAUACGGAAAACCCCAGCCCACAUUUCAAUGGAUCAAGGAUGGAGUCGUCAAAACUGGGGAUGACAUUUUAUCAAGUGGCAAUUCCUCCGUGUUGAAACUGCACGGAAUUCCCGGCGAAAACGGAACUUACGCCUGCCGAUUGCACAACAGUCGACAUGAAACAUUCAAAUUUUUCACAGUCAAAUUUGCUGAAGAGUCUCAGCUGUCGACCGUUAUUAUCAUCAUUGUCAUAAUUUCGGCAGUUGUUCUCAUCGCUGCCAUUAGCCUCAGCAUCAAAUUGUAUCGUGACAAGAAACUGAACUUGUUUCCCGGGGCGGAAGCUCUACUUAAAGGAAAGCCAAACGAAAUGAACGACGAUUUGAGUUUGGAUGACCAAAUUGAAAUAUUGCCGUACGAUAGACGAUGGGAAUUCCCAAGGAACCGGUUGAAACUCGGUGUACAACUGGGAGCUGGAUGUUUCGGUCGAGUCGUCAAAGCCGAGGCUGUCGGAGUCAAAGACUCGGAGGAAAAUGUUCAAACGGUAGCCGUUAAAAUGAUCAAGUCGCAAACCAACGUCGCUGCUCUCGAGGCUUUGGUCAGUGAAUUAAAAAUUAUGAUUUACUUGGGAGGGCAUUUGAAUAUAGUCAAUUUACUGGGGGCCUGCACCAAAACCCUCGUAAGAAGAGAACUAUUUGUGAUAGUCGAGUACUGCCGAUUUGGCAAUUUGCAAACGUACUUGAUCAACCACCGAAAUAAUUUUGUCAACCAAGUCGACGAACUUGGCAAUCUCUUGUCUGAUGCGGAAAUACAGGAAAUGAACAGUGCAAGCAUAAAAAGAAAAGAGUGUCCAAUCGAUGGUGACAAGGUAAAAGUUAAAGAAAAACCGGAAACAGACAGAUACGUAAAACAAAGAACCAGAUCGCAACCGGAUAAUUCCAACCCAACAGUCGACGAUGUUAACCUGAUGAAUGUGAGCAGCCUGUGUCUUUCGGGGUUUGCCAGGAAGACCCCCUGGAAGACCCCAAUACCAAAUUACAUGGACUGA
Molecule: messenger RNA, 2341 nt
Organism: Daphnia pulex (common water flea)
Lineage: Eukaryota; Metazoa; Arthropoda; Branchiopoda; Diplostraca; Daphniidae
Product: vascular endothelial growth factor receptor 2-like
Exons: 13
Coding region: 179-2341 (720 amino acids)
Biological process (GO): cell surface receptor protein tyrosine kinase signaling pathway; protein phosphorylation
Molecular function (GO): transmembrane receptor protein tyrosine kinase activity; ATP binding
Source: RefSeq, a predicted model, not a curated record